GUCGAGGCGAUUGAACGAUGCGGUCCAUGACGGCGAACGACGACGAGACGUGGGCGAACUGGCAGGGGGGUCUGGUACCCGAAUUGAAAGAAAAGGCGACGUUCAAGGACCUGGUCUUCCCUGGGUGUCAUGAUGCGGGCGCGUAUGGUUCUGCCGACCUUGUGCACACAAGUGAAAAUAAACCCAUUCCAAUCCUGCUUCCAUACUUCCGCUGGCUUCCCGGAAUAAGGGAUUUGGUUGAAGGAAUGACAAGGAUGCAAGAAACGGACAUUAGGACCCAGCUACUUCACGGCAGUCGAUAUUUUGACCUGCGCUUUGCUCGACCGAAUGGCCUGAACGAACUGCACGUCGCCCAUGCGGUCGCAUAUCAAUCUGCAGUGGCCGUCCUCGAGCAAAUUCAAACCUUUUUGGAGGGGCAUCCUACCGAGAUAUUGAUUUUACUGCUGCGAAAUGCAUAUACGCAAAACACUGACACAGCGGAAAUUGCAAGGCUCGUGCUAAGCUACGUCAAGCCAUAUGUUCAUCGUAACCUGGCGCAACACAAAACCUAUGCCAGUGUAUCGGAGAUGAUUGCCAAGAACGAGCGAGUCAUUUUGGUAUACGAGGGAGCUCGUGCUGAGGAUGACACUAUCCGCAACAGCGAUUGGUGGUGGCAAGCUGAGAAGCUCUUCUCUUGGACCUGGAUCGUCAACAAUGGUGAUUGGAAGGAAAGGACGGACUGGAUGGUCGAACACUGUCGGAGAUGGAAGUCAGAAUUUGGGAGCUGGGAUGCUGCUCGACAUAACGAUCCGCACACACCUAAAAAGAUGCUCAUUUGGUCACACGAAAUAUCCCUCAACGGGGGAGUGGCGGUACGGAAUCAUUUGAGGCAACGGUGGUUUGGCCGUCCCAACCCCGCCGACCCCAGCCAAAUGACAUUCCGUCAGCAUGCAGCUCAAUACAAUCAACUUUUCCGUGGUCACUUUUUGGAGACGAGUCCUUUCAUUCCCCCAGAUCUGCGUGACGACAUUGGAAUCGUACACGUGGACUUUGAGUGGGAGGUAUAUCGGCAAGUAAUGGAGUAUACGAUAAAGACCAUGGCAGCAAGGUUUUUAGAAAUACGAAAGAGGUCAGGCCCGGUGUAUGGAUAGCGUCUCGCACACAGUCUUGCCUCUCUUUUUUUAACUGUCACAGUACAUAUCACAACGCUACUCUAAGCAACCGCUUCCUUAUUAGACAACUUUCAUGUUGUGUGCUCCUGCCAGAACGUUUUCUGUUACCAAUAUUUGUAUUGGAAGAUGUACGAGUGUUUUCGACAUUAAACAUUAUACCAACGUUUUCUGUUACCAAUAUUUG
Spizellomyces punctatus DAOM BR117 is the source of this 1335-nucleotide messenger RNA. RefSeq lists its product as uncharacterized. The record is from RefSeq and is a predicted model, not a curated record. Gene Ontology annotation, molecular function: phosphoric diester hydrolase activity. Gene Ontology annotation, biological process: lipid metabolic process. Lineage: Eukaryota; Fungi; Chytridiomycota; Chytridiomycetes; Spizellomycetales; Spizellomycetaceae. The coding region runs from base 18 to 1130 and encodes 370 amino acids. The transcript has a single exon.